Molecule: messenger RNA, 3185 nt
Organism: Drosophila navojoa
Lineage: Eukaryota; Metazoa; Arthropoda; Insecta; Diptera; Drosophilidae
Gene: ValRS-m
Product: Valyl-tRNA synthetase, mitochondrial
Biological process (GO): valyl-tRNA aminoacylation
Cellular component (GO): cytosol
Molecular function (GO): ATP binding; valine-tRNA ligase activity; aminoacyl-tRNA deacylase activity
Source: RefSeq, a predicted model, not a curated record
UUGAACCCUCAAAAGUUGUGCACACACUGCCCCUUGCCAGUUGACAUAACAACAACUGUUGAGGCUCCUCAACGCAUCGGAAUUGAAAUAAUGCAAAUUAUUAAAGUAGUUACCCGCAAUUUAGUCAAACACAAACACUUAUGUCAUCCAAAAUUGCUAAAUGUCACUGCCAGGCUCUACUGCAGCGCAGCCAGAGGCCCCAAGCUGCCCUUGGCUGCGGGCUAUCAGCCAAAGCCCGUGGAGGAGGCAUAUUGGGAGCGUGAAAAAGAGCCCACGAAGGAGUUGAGCAGUGGAUGCAAACGUGGGCCCUAUCGCAUGAUCCUGCCACCGCCAAAUGUAACCGGAAACUUGCAUUUGGGCCACGCGCUGAUGGCGACUGUGCAGGACGUGAUAGCCAGGCAACAGAGGCAGCUAGGCUACGACGUGCAGUGGGUACCGGGAACGGACCACGCGGGCAUUGCCACACAGGUGGUCGUGGAGCGCACCUUGGCCGCAACGAAAGGCAAAACGCGACAGGAAAUUGGACGAAAGGCCUUCCUAGACGAGGUCUGGAAAUGGAAGGCAGAGAAGGGCGCUGGAAUUGUGCAGGACUUGCGUCAACUGGGCUGCUCACUCGACUGGCAGCACGAGUACUUCACCAUGGACGAACAACAGGCCAAUGCCGUCAGCGCAGCCUUCAUACGACUCUUCGAGGAGGGUCUGAUCAAACGGCGCAAUUCGCUCGUUAACUGGUCGUGCGCCCUGCGCUCGGCCAUCUCCGACAUCGAAGUGGAAACGCUGGAGAUUAAGGAGCCCGUCGAGGUAGCCGUGCCAGGCUAUGAGCAGAAUGUGCUCUUCGGUCGCAUCUUUGACGUUGCCUAUCGAGUUGUCGAUGGCCAGCUUGACAAUGAUGGCCAGCCCGAGGAGAUUGUGGUGUCCACCACCAGGCCGGAAACCAUAUUGGGAGAUGUGGCGGUUGCCGUGCACCCAGCUGAUCCGCGUUAUAUCAAAUACCGCAACCGGAAGGAAGUACUGCUUCAGCAUCCUUUCAGAGACGACACGAUUCCCCUAAUCUUUGACAUCGCAGUAGAUAUGGAGUUUGGCAGCGGCGCUGUGAAGCUAACGCCAGCCCACGACAAAUUCGAUUUCGAGAUGGCCACGCGCCACAAGCUGACGGGCCGUCGCGUCUUCACCGAAAGCGGCGAGAUCGAUGAAGCAUAUCCAGAGUUCCAGGGAAAGCCCCGCUUCGAGGCACGCGAUCUUAUCGUGGAGCGUUUGGAACAGAUGGAGCUGCUGCGCGAGGUGCGCGCGCAUAGUAUGCAAUUGCCGAUAUGCUCCCGCUCGAAGGAUGUCAUUGAGUAUAUGACGGUGCCGCAGUGGUUCCUCAAGACCAAGUCCAUGUGCGAGGCCGCCUUGUCGGAGCUGAAGAGCGGAAGACUGCAAAUAAUGCCCUCAACAUUCGAGACGGACUGGGAGAGAUGGCUGACUGACUCGCGGGAUUGGUGCAUCUCUCGCCAGCUGUGGUGGGGUCACCAGGUGCCCGCCUACGAGGCCUUCGACUCCAGGGGCAACAGCUGCUGGGUGGCGGCCACCGACGAGAAGACGGCGCGCGAGAAGGCAAUCAGCAAAUUGGGCACGAAAGAGGUGAGGCUGACUCGGGACGUGGAUGUGCUGGAUACCUGGUUCUCCUCGUCGCUGUUGCCCUUCUCCGUGGCUGGUUGGCCCAAUGAGAGCUACAAGGAGAAAUAUCCACUCGAUCUGAUGCAGACGGGGCAUGAUAUACUCUUCUUCUGGGUCGCUCGCAUGAUGAUGAUGGGACUGAAGCUGACGGGGAAGGCGCCCUUUCAGCGCAUUCUGCUCAAUGGCAUCGUGUGCGAUGCUCAGGGUCGCAAGAUGUCCAAGAGCUUGGGCAACAUCGUCACGCCACAGCAAGUGGUGCAGGGCGCCAGCCUGGAGAGCCUGAAAGCCACACUGCAGCAAUCGAGCGAUGCGGGCGUAAUCAAGCCUGAAGAGCUGCGAACCUCCACAGAGGGCCUCGUCAAGAUGUUCCCGAACGGCAUUCGGGAGUGCGGCACCGAUGCUCUACGCUUCACGCUGCUGAGCCACAACAUCAAGCACCACUUCAUUAACUUCGAUGUGACCGCCUGCUACACCAACAAACUGUUCCUCAACAAGAUCUGGCAAGCGAUGCGCUUCACACUGGGCUCCGCUCAGUCUCUGGGCAUUACCCUAGACGAAUUCGAGACGAUGGAGGGCGUGCAGCUGAGCAUGUGGGACCGUUGGAUCAUUGGCAGAUUGGCUGAGACGCUGGCCAUAUGCUCGGAGAGCUCCACCAACUACAAUUUCCACAUGGCCACAUCAGCGCUAAAGCAUUUCUUCUAUCAGAAUCUGUGUGAUGUGUAUUUGGAAACCACCAAGACAGCGAUCAGGAACCGCACCCACGAUGCGUACGUGCACGUGGGCACAUUGACCGCCUGCCUCAGCUGGGGCUUGCAGGCCCUGGCGCCCUUCACGCCCUUCGUUGCCUCUGAGCUGCUGCAGCAUGUCCCACUGAACAUCGAACUCAAGCUAUCCGAGUAUCAAGAUCCCAAACUGCAGGCGGAGGUCGCUGACAUCGUCAGCGUUUGCACCAAUGUGCGCCAGAUGAAGAGUCGCAAUCAGAUCAGCAAUCGUCAUUCCCCAAAGCUGUCUCUAUUUGCCCAGAAUGAGGAAGCAGAAACGAUACUGCGUCGGCAUCUGGCACAGAUUGGCGUGCUCACGCGCUGCGGCUGCGUGGAGCUGGAGCUGCUCAAUGAGGACUCGAAGUUCUCCAAGAAACUGAACUUCUUUUCAACUGCCGGUGCACUCUGCUCCUUUGGCAUCACCAUAAAGGAGGACUUCCCAAUACCAAAAGAGCAGCGCGAAGAGAUAAUAAAGACGAACAAGAAGAAGCUGAAGAAGCUGGUCAACGAGCUGCAAAAGUACAAGGUGCGCGUCGACAAUGAGGCGUUCCAGCUUAUGGCAGACUCGGCUACCAAGACGCAUUUUAAUAAUCGGAUCAAAGAGCUGCAGGCGGAGAUAGACAACCUGAUACGUCUGGCGGCGUAGUCCCACUUCCAUCUAGUCAUACUCAAUCGUGUUAGAUAAAUUAUGUACAGUUAUAGCAUUGCCUUACUCUACACUAUUGUUAGCUAGAACUAUGCGAUAAAACUAAUAUCUGUUAUAUA